UGGAUUUCUUCAACUAAUGAGGAUCAUUUAGUUUCCGAAACUAUGAGUACUUUCUCACUGGAGACCUACAAGUUUUUCCUUCUUGUGUCUUUCUUCAUGUUACUUUCUAAUGGUUGGAGCCUUGGCGUGAUCCCUAAUCAUGUUAAGUUGAUGAACUUGCAAGAAGCAAGACCUGCAAAUGAAGAGAAAGGAGCAAAGAAAGACAUGGGAAUGGAACUUUACCCAACUGGCUCUACCUUACCGGAUUGUUCUCAUGCAUGUGGAUCAUGCUUUCCCUGCAAGAGGGUUAUAGUGAGCUACAAGUGCUUGAUUGCAGAGUCUUGCCCUGUUGUUUACAGGUGCAUGUGUAAAGGGAAAUAUUACCAUGUACCAUCCAAUGGAUAAGACCCUAUAUUUUUAAGUGGUGGAUCAUUGUUGAAAUUCUGCUAAAGAAGAAAAUGAGUGUUGUAAUUUUAUCUAUUUGGAGUCGGUUUAGUUGGUUAGACUCUAAUUUUGCCUCAGUUAAAGAUAUGACGACAGCUUUUGUCACCAAGUAUUGAAU
Abrus precatorius (Indian licorice) is the source of this 541-nucleotide messenger RNA. RefSeq names its product protein EPIDERMAL PATTERNING FACTOR 2-like. The coding region runs from base 43 to 384 and encodes 113 amino acids. NCBI's taxonomy places the organism in Eukaryota, Viridiplantae, Streptophyta, Magnoliopsida, Fabales, Fabaceae. Gene Ontology annotation, biological process: stomatal complex development; guard cell differentiation. The record is from RefSeq and is a predicted model, not a curated record. The transcript is spliced from 3 exons.